Molecule: messenger RNA, 2284 nt
Organism: Cottoperca gobio
Lineage: Eukaryota; Metazoa; Chordata; Actinopteri; Perciformes; Bovichtidae
Gene: borcs7
Product: BLOC-1 related complex subunit 7
Exons: 6
Coding region: 61-372 (103 amino acids)
Cellular component (GO): BORC complex
Source: RefSeq, a predicted model, not a curated record
GUAGACGCGUUGCGAUGUAUUUUGACCCUGCUCACUCACCAUCUCUAGCCAAAACAGAAAAUGGCAUCAGCAGAGUCCCAGCCGCGGUUCGGCCAGUCUGUCAAAGGCUUACUGUCUGACAAAGUGGGCUCCUGUAGUGGGGAUGUGAUUGCUCUGACCCGCCAAGUGCUGAAGGGAUCCCACAGUCAGGAGCUUCUUGGUCAGGCAGCAAGAAAUAUGGUGAUUCAGGAGGACGCCAUCCUGCACUCUGAGGAUAGUCUGAGAAAAAUGUCCAUUAUCACCACACAUUUACAAUACCAGCAGGAGGCCAUCCAGAAGAAUGUGGAGCACUCUAAAAACCUGCAGGAUCAGCUGAGACACCUGCUGAAGUGAUGCACCCUCCUCAUCUGCCCUGGUUCUACUUCCUCACACUAACACAGUGCCUCUGUAAUGCAAGGGCCUGGGAACAUUUUUAAGUUAAGUUUAGUUAAGUUAAAUGUUUUGAUCAAGUGUAUUACAUGUAUUAAAUACUUUUGCUCCUCAUAAUGCUGCCCUGUGAAUCAAACACCACAGUGUUGUGAGUGCUAAGAUGGUAAAGGAUCACAUGCACACCUGGAGGCCAGGUGAGAUCUCAGUGGAAAGUCAGAGAUCUUUACCAACAAUAACUCCUUACAGACAUUUACAGAAUAAUAACUCAUAAUAACUCGUAAUAACUCGGGGAAGGUUUUAGCAGGGACACAGCAGUUGUUAGAGGAACACAUCCUGGAGGUGUGUCCUGCAGGAGGCACGCCUGUUAAACAUAUUGGUGUGGGCGCUUCCAGUUCAGAGUUGCAGCAGGUGAUGUGACACAAAUGUUCCUACUUGUUUACCUUGCACUUAAAUGACGCAUUCAAAAAGAUUGAUUGCUGCUUUAACAUUUACAAUUUCAGACAACUGUCAUGACAUGAAACAAAGACAUGUAAGCAGUGUGAAACCAGACCGUCAUAAAUAAAUAUCAAUGUAUUCAUUGAUUAUAAAUACAGAUUGAGAAAGAUUAUAUUAUAAAUUAUAUGUAUUGUAGUGGCACAGUCCAGACUCCAGUGUUACAACAGCAAGGGAAGAGAAUAUGAAAAGUUGUGGAAGGUCAAUAUUCAAAGUAUAUUUUUGCACAAAGCUGAGCCUUUCAUUGGUCCAUGACAAGGAGAAAGGGACAGUUAUCAGCAGCCUGAAGGCCAAACAGCUGCUUGACCCUGACAGUGUCCCUGAGGCUCUCUGUUCAGUCUCACCAGUUACAUAAUUCUGCACGUGUUCCACUCCAUGAGCAUGCUCCAGGCCUUCAAUGACAUCCCAGCUAGUCAGCAGAAUCCAUGUAUGUAGGUAGUCAUAGAAUUAUACAGAUUCAUUACGGAUGCUGCAUUUUUGAGAGGGGAUGCAGAUCUGAGUAGUAGAACAUUUCUGUGAGUAUUUACAGAGCCCUCCAGUGGCCAUAGAGAGGGAAAAAAUAUUUGGAGGGCAUGAUUUACUUGUGUGCACAAUCAAUUUAAUUAAAUCUUUCCCAUGUUUUGAAUAAUUUGUUGGCACAAAUUCAGGAUGCAGGUCCAGGGACAAUCACCUCAUCCUCUGCCUCACAUCUUCUCACCUCACAACUUCAGACUAAACAGUGCAUUAGUGCUGACCGGUCAGGUCAUUUUCCACUUAAGAAAUUGUCGCACAGUAAACCUCUGUGGACCAUCCAGAGCUGCCAGGACUUUGAAAAGAAGGGAAAACAGCAGACAGCGAGAAAAGAUUUUGUUGGGUGGAGGACUGGGAACUCGUGGAGGAGAAGAGGAUCUGUGAUGGCGUACAGCUGCUCAGCACGAUGACAGCAGGCCUGUUAGUGGUAGCUUCGGGCUGGAAGAAAUCAUGUCAACACUCACAGAUGUAAAUGGUAGACAGAAUAUUAGAAACUGACAGAAAAAGCAAAACUCAGCUACAAUAUCAGAUCAGAAAAUGUAUUACAAACUUCAGACUCAAACCAUCUCAACUGCAGCAUCGCUGCCUUCAACAUUCUGCUACAUCUUCACCAUUUCAAAUAAAACCGAUAUAAAUGCAACCUUAACACAUGCAAUAAUUAUUGAUGGUAUAAAUAAAUAAAAACAUUAAUUUGGUUCACUUUACACUUGACUAUGUGUGAUUAUCAAAGCGGACAGCAAACAGGCAUGCUCAACAGUUCUGAAAUGACUUGAAUAAGAAACUAAUUAAAACAGCACAGUCACCUAAACAUCCCAGGUGCAACAGGGUUGAAAAAGGUAAAACAAUCAACUGUCAGCAGGAGAUUUAGUACAAA